CGGUGCCGAUGUGUUUGCGUUGGGAAUGUUGACAGCCUGGCAGACACCGGAGGGGCUCUGGUGACAAGGAAUCUAAAGUCAGCAACAACUUCAGCAUAGGGAGAGAGAGAGAGAGAGGAGGAGGAGGAGAGACAUUCAUAUCUCGACUAUCCCCCCUUCCCUUCCCAACACUUCAGGGUAGGGCUUGAGGAGGAGGGUGAGAGAAGAAUUUUUAUUUCUAGCAGCGGGUCUUCAAACUUGAGGCGAGAGACACACAAGUGCGCCGAGAGAGCCGCUCCACGUGCGCGCCAAAGGAGACCUCCGCUGCUCCUGAGCGCCUGGCUCGCGUAGUGCGGGGCAAAAGCAGGGGACGCGCGCCCUGUUGGCGCAGCUGAGGAGAGGCAGCUCGGUCGAGGCGGCGCCUGCUGGCCGUCGGGCGCCCAGAAGCAUGUGGCCCCUCCUGGGGGUGUACUUGUGGGGCAGCAGCGUGUCUCUGGUGUGGGGCUGGACGCCUUUGCAGCCCCUCGCCCUCUCCCGGCCCUUCAACUUGAGUUCGCGGGCGGCGCUGUCUUCCUCGACGACGACGUCCUCUGGGGCGGCGCUGCAGCCGCUUCUGGCCCCGCCAGCGGCCACGACGGAGCGCAAAGUGGAGAAGCUGGGGCGGGCUUUCAAGCGGCAGGUGAGGCAGCUGCGGGCCAAGAGCGGCCGCCUGGAGCUGGUCUUCUUGGUGGACGAGUCGUCGAGCGUGGGCCAGGCGAACUUCCUCAGCGAGCUGCGCUUCGUCAAGAAGCUGCUCUCCGACUUCCCGGUGGUGCCCACGGCCACGCGCGUCGCCAUCGUCACCUUCUCCUCCAAGAACAACGUGGUGCCGCGCGUGGACUACAUCUCGCCGCCGGCCGCCCGGGCGCAGCACCACCCUCAGCACAAGUGCGCCCUGCUCAGCCGCGAGAUCCCGGCCAUCGGCUACCGAGGGGGCGGCACCUACACCAAGGGCGCCUUCCAGCAGGCUGCGCAAAUACUGCUUCACUCCCGUGCAAAUGCCACUAAGGUGAUAUUCCUCAUUACCGAUGGUUAUUCUAAUGGAGGGGAUCCAAGGCCUACUGCAGCAUCCUUGCGGGAAUUUGGAGUGGAGAUCUUCACGUUUGGGAUAUGGCAGGGCAACAUCCGAGAGCUGAAUGACAUGGCUUCGUAUCCAAAGGAGGAACACUGCUAUCUGCUCCACAGUUUUGCAGAGUUUGAAGCUUUAGCUCGUAGAGCCCUUCAUGAAGAUCUGCCCUCUGGUAGUUACAUUCAAGAAGAUAUAUCCCAUUGCUCCUAUCUUUGUGAUGGAGAUGAAAACUGUUGUGAUAUCAUGGCAAGUUGCAAGUGUGGUACCCACACAGGGCAGUUUGAGUGCAUCUGUGAAAAAGGAUACUAUGGCAAAGGACUUAGGCAUGAGUGUACAGCCUGCCCAUCAGGGACCUACAAGCCUGAAGGUUCACCGGGUGGAAUCAGCACCUGCAUUUUGUGUCCUAAUGAGAAUCACACGUCCCCACCAGGAAGUACCUCUAUUGAGGACUGUGUAUGCAAGGAAGGAUAUCGUUCCAGGGACCAAAUUUGUGAAGUGGUACAGUGCCCCGAGCUGCAGCCCCCUGAAAAUGGCUAUUUUAUCCAGAAUGUCUGCAACAAUUACUUCAAUGCAGCAUGUGGAAUCCGUUGCAAAGCAGGAUUUGACCUUGUUGGAAGCAGCAUAAGACUUUGCCAGCCCAAUGGCUUGUGGUCUGGUUCAGAAGCCACAUGCAGAGUUCGCAUGUGUCCAAAACUCCAUGUUCCUCAAAAUGGACGUAUUAAUUGCUCAUUAAAUGAGAUCUCAUAUAAGUCAGUAUGCCUUGUGACCUGCAAUGAGGGCUAUGAACUGGAAGGACAGUCCAAACUCACCUGUCAAGGCAACUCUCAGUGGGAUGGGAAGGAACCAAAAUGUGUGGAAUUGCAUUGCCCUGCAUUCCAGAAAUCUAAAGAUCUGAUCACUGAGCCACAUAUUUGUGGACUUGAGCCAUCCAAGUAUGGGACUGUGUGCAGGCUCAGUUGUCUGAGUGGAUUUCUUCUGUCUGGGGUUAGAGAAGAGCUGACAUGUUUGGCUGCUGGGAGGUGGAGCGAAAAUAUGCAGAAGGCUUUCUGUAAAGACAUUGAAGCACCAAAAAUCAGCUGCCCUGAUAACAUUGAGACUACUACUCUUGAACAUCAGAACUCUGCAAAUAUUAGCUGGGAGGUUCCAGAUGCAAAUGAUAAUUCUGGAGAUGAGGUGUCAAUUCAGGUUACUCCAGUUUUUAUACCACCUUACCUUUUUCCAAUUGGAGAAGUUGGUAUCACAUAUACUGCAGCUGACAAAUCUGGAAACCAGGCAAGCUGUACUUUCAGCAUCAGGGUUAUUGACAUUGAACCCCCAGUUAUUGAUCAAUGCAGAUCUCCACCUCCCAUUCAGGUAGCUGAGGAGGAGUACCGAGUAGCAUGGGAGGAGCCACAGUUUUCAGAUAACUCAGGAGCAGCCUUAACAAUAACUAGAAGUCAUUCACCUGGAGAUCUCUUUCCCAAAGGAGAGACAGUAGUCCAAUACACUGCCACAGACCUAUCAGGAAAUAACAGGACCUGUGAGCUCCAUAUAGUCAUUCAAGGUUCUCCGUGUGAAAUUCCCUUUACCCCAGUAAAUGGGAAUUUUAUAUGCACAGAAGAUGAGACAGGAGUUAACUGCACAUUACAUUGCAUGGAUGGAUAUUACUUCACAGCAGGGUCAGAUGAAAACUAUUAUUGUGCCUAUGCAGAUGGUAUCUGGAAUCCACCUUAUUCUACUGAGUGGCCUGACUGUUCUUUAAAUCGUUUUGCAAAUCAUGGUUUCAAGUCCUUUGAGAUGCUGUACAAAGCAACACGAUGUGAUGACAGCAACCUUCUUAAAAAUUUUGUGGAGGCUUUUCAGAGUGCACUUGGUAAAAUGGUUCCUUCAUUUUGUAGCGAUGUAGAUGAUAUUGACUGCAGAUUGGAGGAUUUACCACAGAAACAUUGCUUAGAAUAUAAUUAUGACUAUGAAAAUGGUUUUGCAAUUGGUCCUGGUGGCUGGGGUGCAGCAAAUCGACUGGAUUAUUCUUAUGAUGAUUUCCAUGAAGCAGUGCCUGAAGUGGAACAACCUAAACCAUUACCUGGGUCUGUGGAAAUGGGACACUCCAGGGUCAAAAGGCACAAAAAAAUGAAUGUGCCAAUGUCAGACCACAAAAUAAAGUUAAUUUUUAAUAUUACUGCUAGUGUACCAUUGCCUGAUGAACGAAAUGAUACACUGGAAUCAGAGAACCAACAGCGCCUUCUAAAAACGCUAGAGACUAUCACAAACAGACUGAAAAGGACUCUCAAUAAGGAUCCAAUGUAUUCUUUUCAGUUUUCUUCUGAGCUGCUUGUAGCCGACACCAACUCACUUGAAGCUGAAAAGGCCUUCCUGUUUUGCAGGCCAGGUUCGGUUCUAAGAGGCCGUAUGUGUGUGAACUGCCCUUUAGGUACUUACUACUCUCUGGAACAUCAUGCGUGUGAAAGUUGCUGGAUUGGAUCUUACCAGGAUGAAGAAGGUCAGCUAGAAUGUAAGAACUGUCCAUCUGGCAGCUACACUGAAUACUUCCAUUCCAGAAGUGUAUCUGAAUGUAAAGCUCAGUGCAGCCCAGGAACCUAUUCUCCAAAUGGCCUUGAGAUUUGUGAAUCAUGUCCACUUGGCAAAUAUCAGCCUGUAACUGGAUCUAAGCAUUGCAUUUCUUGCCCAGUUAAUAUGUCAACCGUUAAAAGAGGAGCCAUGGAUGUAUCAGCGUGUGGAGAGCCUUGUCCAGCAGGAACAUUCUCUCGCUCUGGUUUAAUGCCCUGCCUCCCCUGCCCCAGGGACUAUUAUCAACCUGAUCCAGGAAAGUCCUACUGCCAGUCCUGUCCAUUUUAUGGAACUACAACUGUGAUUGGUGCCAGAUCUAUAACAGACUGCUCAAGCUUUGGCUCUACUUUCUCAGCAGCAGAAGAAAGUGUAGUGAUGCCAGUCUCUCCAGAAAAUAUCAGUAAGAAAUACAAAGUCAGCAGACAGGUUUUUCACGAGUGUUUCCUAGAACCAUGUCAUAAUAGUGGCACUUGCAAACAAGUUGGAAGUGGAUAUAUUUGCAUAUGCCCACCUGGAUAUGAAGGCUUAAAAUGUGAAAUGGAGAUUGAUGAGUGCAAGUCAUCCCCCUGUCUCAACAAAGGCAUUUGCAAGGAUGGCAUUGCAACAUUCCUUUGCCAGUGCCAGCCAGGCUACACAGGCUUGCUUUGUGAAGAAGAUAUAAAUGAAUGCAGUUCCAAUCAAUGCCUGAAUAAUGCAGUCUGUGCUGAUGAUAUCAAUGCUUACCAGUGCUUAUGUGCAAAAGGAUUCACAGGUACUCACUGUGAAACAGAUAUAAAUGAAUGUCUUUCAAACCCCUGUUUAAACAAAGCUACUUGUGAAGAUCAGAUUGGGGCCUUCCAUUGCAAGUGCCCUUCUGGGUUUAUUGGUACCUUGUGUGAAAAGAACAUUAAUGAAUGCCUUAGUAGACCUUGUAAAAACGGAGCCACAUGCAAAGACAGUAUCAAUGGCUACAGAUGUCACUGUGUCACAGGAUACACAGGGCCACAAUGUGAAAUUAACACCAAUGAAUGCGAAUCCAAUCCCUGUGCAAAUCAAGCUACCUGUGUGGAUGCCUUGAACUCGUACAUUUGUAAAUGUCCCCCUGGCUUUACAGGCAGCAGGUGUGAAACAGAACAGUCUUCUGGAUUUAAUCUGGAUUUUGAAGUCUCUGGAAUCCAUAGCUAUGUUAUACUUGAUGGUGUCCUCCCCUCACUAAAUGAAAUUACAUGUGCAUUCUGGAUGAAAUCCACUGAUACUACUAAUUAUGGGACUCCGAUUUCUUAUGCAGUGGAAAAUGGAAGCGACAAUGCAUUUCUUCUUACAGAUUAUAAUGGGUGGGUUCUUUAUGUGAAUGGGAAGGAAAGCAUUACAGAUUGCCCCUCUGUGAAUGAUGGCAGAUGGCAUCACAUUGCUGUCACCUGGACAAGCACUGACGGAGCCUGGAGAGUUUAUAUUGAUGGGAGAUUAUCUGAUGGAGGCAGUGGCUUGUCUGUAGGAUCAGAAAUCCCUGGUGGAGGUGCUUUAGUGCUCGGACAGGAACAAGACCAAAGAGGAGAAGGAUUCAAUCCAGCAGAGUCUUUUGUUGGCUCAAUUAGCCAGCUCAACAUUUGGGGUUAUAUUUUGUCCCCAGAACAGGUGAAAUCUUUGGCUAUUUCUUGUCCAGAGGAACUUCAAAAAGGCAAUAUAUUGGCCUGGCCAGAUUUCCUUCCUGGGAUUGUUGGAAGAGUGAAGAUAGAUGCCAAGAGCAUAUUCUGUGCUGAUUGCCAUCCUUUAGAAGGCUCCAUUCCUCACCUGAGGACAUCAUCAACUGAUUUAAAACCAGGAUCACAAGUCUCUCUUUUUUGUGACCCUGGUUUCCACAUUGUUGGGAAUUCUGUCCAGCACUGUUUAAAUUUAGGACAAUGGAAUCAACCUCUACCACGCUGUGAAAGGAUUAGCUGUGGAGUGCCUCCACCUUUAGAAAAUGGCUUUUACUCUGCUGAGGACUUCUUUGCUGGAAGCAUUGCUACCUACCAAUGCAACAUUGGCUAUUACUUGCUGGGAGACUCAAGGAUGCUUUGCAAAGACAAUGGAAACUGGAAUGUCAUUUCAGCAUCUUGCCUUGAUGUUGAUGAAUGUGCAGUUGGAUCAGACUGUGACAAACACGCUUCCUGCCUUAACACAAAUGGGUCCUACAUAUGUACGUGUAUUCACCCUUAUACGGGAAAUGGCAAGACAUGUGCAGAACCAGUAAAAUGCAAACAUCCAGGAGAUCCUGAAAAUGGCCAUUUACACAGCGACAGCUUCAGUGUUGGUAGCGAAGUCAGUUUCUCAUGUGAAAAGGGCUACCAGCUGAAAGGAGCGAAUAGGGUCACAUGUUUGGAGUCUGGGGAAUGGAGCCACCUGAUACCAUACUGUGAAGCUGUUUCUUGUGGUAUCCCAGCUGCUCCAGAAAAUGGUGCCAUUGAUGGUUCAAAUUUUACAUAUGGUAGCAAAGUUACCUACAGGUGUAAUAAAGGAUAUGUUUUGAUGGGUGAAGAGGAAACAGUGUGUCUUGCAAGUGGCAUGUGGAAUCAUUCUUCUCCAUUCUGUGGAUUAGUAAAAUGUCCCCUCCCACAGGAAAUAAACAAUGGAAAAUAUGUAAUACAUGGUGCAACAUACCUUUCUAAUGUAUCAUACAGCUGUAACACAGGUUAUAGUCUGCAAGGAGCUUCCGUACUUGUGUGUGAAGAUUCUGCUAACUGGAGCAGCUCACCUCCAGACUGUGAAAUUAUUUCUUGUGGUCUUCCACCUGUCAUUAAAGAUGCUGCUGUUAUUGGGAGCAACUUUACAUUUGGAAACACCAUCACUUAUACGUGUAAGGAAGGCUAUACAUUAAUUGGCUCUGAAACUGUUGAAUGCCUGGCAAAUGGCAAAUGGAACAUGAGUCACCAGCAGUGUGUGGCUGUUUCCUGUGAUGAACCACCACCUGUAGAACAUGCUUCUCCAGAGACACGCCAUCGGCUAUUUGGUGAUAUAGCUAUCUAUUACUGCUCUGAUGGAUACAGCUUAGCUGGCAAUGGCAAUGGCAAUUCUAAUUCCCAGUUACUUUGCAAUGCUCAGGGGAAGUGGGUUCCUCCAGCUGGCAAGGAUAUUCCAAAGUGCAUAGCUGACUUCUGUGAGGUGCCACUGGCUGCAUCAUACAGCAUCUUGGAAUCCUCAAACAAAGCCAAAUUUGCAGCUGGGUCAGUUGUGAGCUUCAAGUGCAUGGAAGGCUUUGUCUUAAACACUUCUGCUAAGAUAGAGUGUGUUCGGGGAGGCCAGUGGAAUCCUUCUCCAUUGACAAUCCAGUGCAUUCCUGUUCGCUGUGGAGAACCAGCUAGCAUUAAGAAUGGCUAUGCAAUUGGCACAAAUUACAGUUUUGGGGCAAUUGUGGCUUACAGCUGCACAAAGGGAUACUAUAUCAAAGGAGAAAAGAAGAGGACGUGUGAAGCAACAGGAACUUGGAGUGGCAUUAUGCCUGCUUGUCAUCCAGUGUCCUGUGGAGAGCCACCGAAACUUGCAAAUGGAUUUAUUAAGGAUACAACAGGACAUUUCUUUGGAAGUGAAGUGAAAUACCAAUGCAAUCCUGGCUACCAAUUGAUUGGAAGCUCGGCAUUCUUUUGUCAAUCCAAUCGUCAAUGGCAUAGUGAAGCACCUCCUUCCUGCAUGCUCCUCAGUUGUGAUAUACCGCCUUCUCUCCAGCAUGGAUUUAGCAAGGGAGAAAUGUUUGAGGUGGGAGCCAAAGUCGACUUUUUUUGUGAUGAAGGCUAUGAGCUAAUAGGAGAUGCCUCCUGGGUCUGUCAAAAGUCUGGAUCAUGGAACAAAACACAAAAUCCAAGAUGUGUUCCAACAAAAUGUUCGGAGCCACCACUGAAUGAGAAUCAGCUUGUCCUGAAAGAGAUAGCUGAUCAAGUAGGCAUGGUGCAAUUUUUCUGCAAAGAGGGUUACGUUUUGCAUGGAGCCUCUAUACUGAAAUGUUUGCCAUCACAACAGUGGAAUGAUUCUUUCCCCAUCUGCAAACUGGUACUGUGCCACAGGCCUCCUUUAAUUCCUUUUGGAGAUCCUGUAGUAUCUUCCCUUCAGUUUGGUAGCACAGUGAGCUAUAUCUGCAUGGAUGGAUUUUUGCUGAAGGGGGUUUCUGCCAUUUCUUGCCAAGCAGAUGGCACAUGGAGCUUCCCACUGCCAGAAUGCAUUCCAGUGGAGUGUCCACAGCCAGAGGAAAUUCGGAAUGGCAUAGUAGAUGUACAAGGCCUUACCUAUCUCAGCACUGCACUGUAUAAUUGUAAGCCAGGCUUUGAGCUCAUGGGAAAUAUGACAAUUCUUUGUGGAGAGGAUGGCCACUGGCUUGGAGGAAAGCCUACUUGCAAACCUAUUGAGUGCUCCAAGCCCAAGGAGAUUCAGAAUGGCCGAUAUUCAUAUGCAGACCUACACUAUAGGCAGACGGUUACUUACUCAUGUGAUAAAGGAUUCCAGCUUGAUGGGCCAAGUGUACUGAGUUGCCUGGAGACAAGGGAGUGGGAUGCAGACAUUCCGUCUUGCAAAGCUAUCAGCUGUGAUCCCCCCCAGCCUAUUGAGAACGGUUUUGUAGAAGGUGCAGAUUACAGUUUUGGUGCCAUGGUGAUAUACAGCUGUGUUCCAGGAUUCCAGCUGUCUGGUCUUGCCAUGCAGACCUGUGAGGAAUCAGGAUGGUCUAGCAUCAGUCCAGUGUGCCUGCCAGCAGACUGUGGUCUCCCUCCACAUAUAGACUUUGGGGGAUAUGUAACAAUUCACAGUGAGGAAAAAGUGUUUGGUGAGGAAGGCAAAUUAGGAGAGGGAUUUCCUGCUGCCGUUCCACCGCUUGUCUCUCCAAUACUUGAUAACCAAAAAGACAUGCAAAGUUCUCCAAAGGUCAUUAAUACGUUGCCAUUGUCAGGCUAUUUAUAUGGGACCAUGGUGUUGUAUAGUUGCUACCCUGGCUAUGAACCGUUAGGCAAUUCCAUACUAGCUUGCCAAGAAGAUGGGAUAUGGAAUGGUAGUGCUCCUGUCUGCAUUUCUAUCCAGUGUGUAUUACCAUCCUCUCCAGAAAAUGGAUUUGUACAUUUUACAGAGAACACCCUUGGUAGUUCAGUGCAGUAUACCUGUAAACCAGGGUAUCAGUUGAUUGGCUCAGACACAAGGUUUUGUUUGUCCAGCAGACAGUGGAGUGGUGCAGCACCAGACUGUGAAGUCAUAUCAUGUGCAGUGCCUAGCAGACCCAUGAAUGGCACAUUAAAAGGUGAAGCUUACACUUAUGGGAGCACAGUCCAAUUUGAUUGCAAUCCUGGGUUUCAGUUAAAUGGUUCAGCUAAUAGAACAUGCCAGGCUGAUCAAACAUGGGAUGGAAAUGAACCAAUUUGUGUUCCCAUCUCCUGCGGCCAACCCCCCAUUUUAGAGAAUGGCCAAGUGACUGGAGAGGAAUAUACAUUCCAAAAAUAUAUCGAGUACAGCUGUAAAGAAGGUUUCCUGUUGGAAGGGGACAAGAACAGAGUCUGUCUUGCAGAUGGAAGCUGGACUGGGAGCACUCCAGUGUGUAGAAGAAUUCAGUGUGCGAUGCCACUAACAUUUCCCCAUGGGCAAAUUAGGGGUUCAGAAUUUGAAUAUAGUAAGAGAAUUGAGUAUCAAUGUAAUGAAGGGUAUAUCCUGCAUGGUGCAUCCAUACAAACCUGUCAGGAUAAUGGUACCUGGGAUAAGGAGACUCCAUCUUGUGAGCCUGUCAAUUGUGGGCCUCCGGAGGACAUCUCUCAUGGCUUCCUGAAUGGUUCGGUCUUCAGUUAUGGGGAAAAUAUAGAGUAUAUUUGCUUUCCUGGUUAUGAGUUGAAGGGAAACCCAGUGAGGCAGUGUAUGUCUAAUGGUUUAUGGAGUGGAAACCCCGCUUCUUGCCUGCCUUGUGAAUGCCCUGUGCCAGUGAUUCAGAAUGGGGUGGUUAAAGGUAAAGAUUUCGGCUGCGGGAAGAUAUUGCAGUUUCAGUGCCUAGAAGGUUUCAAAUUGCUAGGGCCUUCAGAAAUCACCUGUGAAGGUGCUGGGAAAUGGAGUUCUGGUUUUCCACACUGCGGGCAGCUUUCAUGUGGCCCUCCACCAACAAUCCCCAAUGCAUCCAUUAAUGGCGGCAGCUCUGUGGAUCAGAAUACUCUAGUUUAUAACUGCAAAAUGGGAUUUGUGAUGCAAGGGAGUUCAGAAUUGACUUGUACGGAAAGAGGUGUCUGGAGUAAGCCGUAUCCAAGCUGCACGCUGCUGACCUGUGGACCACCACCUUCUGUGCCUCAUGCAGUGGCUAUUGGGGAAUCACAAGCCUAUGGGAGUAAAGUCCAGUACAGGUGUCUAGAAGGUUAUGUAAUGGAAACAGAAAUGGAUACAUGUACCUGUCAGGAAGAUGGACACUGGUCCCCUAAUAGUAUUUCCUGUUGCCCCAGAACAUGUCCCCUCCCAACAAAUAUAACAAAUGUAAUUAUUUCUGGUGCUGAAUUCACUGUAAACAAGAGUAUUGUCUUGUCAUGCCCAGAAGGCUAUAUUUUGGCUGGGACAAGAACUUCUACAUGCCAGAAUGAUGGUAAUUGGAUGCCAUUAUUUUCAAGUGAUAUUUGUACACCUGUGUCCUGUGAAAAGCCUGAAGCUCCAGAAAAUGGAAUUAUAGUUGGCAGCAAAUACAGUUUCAAAGACGCCAUUAUUUAUAAAUGCAGUUCUGGUUACGAAUUGGAAGGUGAUGCAGAACGUAUCUGUCAAGCAAAUAAACUAUGGAGUGGAGCGACACCAGUGUGCAGAAAGAUCUCCUGUGGAUCCCCAGAAUUAGUAGAUAAUGGAUCCAUUUUUGGCAAGGAUUUCUUGUUUGGAGAUGAAGUUAUCUACCAUUGUAAUCAGGGAUUUGAGUUACAGGGACCAAGUCGCAGAAUCUGCCAUGUUAACAAGAAGUGGAGUCCCUCAGCGCCUAUGUGUGUGAGCAUAAGUUGUGGACCACCUCCAGCUAUAGAAAAUGCAUUGCCUGUAACCACUGAAAAUACAUAUAGAAGUAAUGUAUCAUUUAUAUGUACUUUUGGAUUUCACCUGGUUGGACCUGAGAACGUCACAUGCUUGGCCAAUGGAUCCUGGAGUAAGCCCCUUCCUUCAUGUGAAGAAACCAGAUGUGAAGAUCCAGAAUUUAUAGAGAAUGGGAAGGCUCUCUAUGAAAACAACACAGUUGCCAGCAGGGCUGUAUAUUACUGCAACCGGGGAUACAGCUUGGAAGGGGAGCCUCUUGCAGAGUGCAUGGAAACUGGAACUUGGAGCCACCCGGUACCUCUUUGCAAACCAAACCCAUGCCCUGUGCCUUUUAUAAUCCCAGAAAAUGCUCUUCUGUCAGAGACCACUUUUUAUGUUGGGCAAAAAUUAUUUAUCAAAUGCAGAGAGGGCUAUCAACUCAGAGGACAGUCCAUAAUUACUUGUAAUCCUGAUGAGACAUGGACUCCAGCUAGAGCUAAAUGUGAAAAGAUCUCUUGUGGGCCACCUUCUCAUGUAGAGAAUGCUUUGGUCCGUGGAACAUUUUAUCAAUAUGGAGAUGUAGUGACCUAUUCAUGCUACAGUGGGUACAUGCUGGAAGGCUCCCUUCGAAGUGUUUGUUUAGAAAAUGGGACCUGGACAAUGCCACCUGCUUGCAAAGCAAUUUGUCGGUUUCCAUGUCAGAAUGGUGGCAUCUGUGAGCGACCAAAUGCAUGCUCCUGUCCAGAGGGGUGGAUGGGACGUCUCUGCGAAGAGCCCAUCUGCAUCCUGCAUUGUCUGAAUGGAGGCCGCUGUGUGGCUCCUUACCAGUGCGAUUGCCCAUCUGGAUGGACUGGGUCACGCUGCCACCAGGCUGUCUGUCAGACUCCAUGCUUGAAUGGUGGAAAAUGUAUCCGACCAAAUCGGUGCCAUUGCAGUUCACCGUGGAGUGGGCCUGACUGUUCUAGGAAAAGGAAAACUGGAUUCUACCACUUUUAGCACCAGAGCAACCACUAUGAACAUUCUGAUUCUGAUCCACCGGGCCUUGGUACUCCAAGCACUGUAAAAUCAAAUCCAGUGGGUUUUUAAAAACGAUGUAAGGGUUUUUUUUAAUGGUUUUUAUUUUGUAUUGUAUUUUUAAUACUUUUUUAUUUUGAAAGAAACCACCUUUUUCAUGUGCAAAAAUAUAUCAUUUAUGCUGUAUAUGCUGCUGUCAGUACACACAAAUGUACAAAUAAUGUUGUCCACCGAGAGAGAGAGAGAGAGAGAGAGAGAAAUCUCUUGCAGACUUUUUAAAAUAUUGUUGCAAACUCUUGAGCAUAACCUGUGCUCCACUGCCAGUCGGAGCGAAAUACUAUGCUGAGGUUUGAGGGCCAAUUGAGAUGCAUCAGUGGCAGACAUGCAUUACGUCUUGCCUCUGUCAAGUGGUAACUGGUGUACUGCCUUAAUAGUAAAGGGAGCUCGUGGACGAAGGGCACUCUAUCCCUUACACAUCCCCUAUUGCUCCAGUCUCUCUUCUCUGCUAGUGAUUUGAUUCCAGUAUCAGAACUAGGAAUGGAGAAAAGUGGGUGGAGCAAUCAAUUCUAAAGAGGUAAGGCAAGGGGGAGAAGGAAGGAUUCAGUGUUCCUCUCCCAACUACUAUUAAGAGGGACACAUGCAAACCCGAUUUUCUGCUUUAUAGUGAAUAAGGCAGAGACAUGAAUGCUGGCCCUGUUGCAUCCAGUUUGGCAAUGAAUAACCUUUUGCAGUUUGUAUUUCAUUGGCUAUGGAGGUGACAAUAUUUAGUUAUCUUAGGCUGACAAAACUGUUAAAUAAAUUGACCAGGAUCCAAAGAGUUGCUUUAUGCACGUGAAAGACUUGCAUGUCAUGUGCUCAGUGGGAUUUUGGUCUUUUUUAAAAAAAAAAAAAAUUUUGAAUAGCAGACCCCUGCGGUCAUAUUGGAACACUCCCACCAGACUUUCAGAAGCAGUUUUCAGUAUGGAGCAUUGUUGUUUGAAAGACAUACAGCCAAAGCCCCCUUGGCCCUUUCAAGUGAGUUGUGGGAUUCUUUGGAUCCUGGCCAUAAUAUGCAGUCUGAUCCAGUCACUCUGCUACAUGAACCAUUGGGUGCAUGCAGCUCUUCAUGCAUGGAAAGGCAUCUGUGGAAAAGAACAGGGAGCUCCCAUGUGCAAAGCAGUGCCUGCGGGAGAGAGGAUGUGGCCAAGGGCUGGAGUGCCCACACCAUUUUAUGCUUGUUGCAAACCUGUUUUAUUAGGAAGGUGUACAUUGUUGUUCUACCAUAGAUUUAUUGCUGAAAUAGUUGGGGGUUGUUGUUUUUUUGGUUUGUUUUUUUAAAGUUGGUGUUUGGAUGCUAUUUAGUUCAACAGCACUUACUGUUUCAUGAAAACUGGUGGAAAUUAGGAGUCUUGUUUGUCUAUUAUUGAUAUUUCUUGUGUGCAUUUCACACCACCACAUCCCAAGCAAGACAAAAUACCCUCCCAUUUUCAAAUCUAUUAGGAUAACAACUACUAGUUGUAACUUUGGAUAAAAACAAAUAAGCUUAGAUGAAGUACUGUACUGUAAUACUAAUCAUUAGAGUUAUGAACUACAAUGCUGUAGUCACUGUUAAAACUUAAAAAGGUGGCCAGGAAUAAAGAGGGAAGUGCAGUGUUUGAUACCAGUGCUAAGAGAAAUCUGGUGUAUUUUAUACAAUGAUUUAUUUCAUUUACUUAUUUCUGAUCUGAAUUGUUUCCCUAUAACAGUGGGUGCUUUCACACUUGUCACUUUCUCCAGAAUUGACACAAUGUAUUCACUUGGUUAUUCCAGCUGUCCAGACAUUUCUCCCAAACUUGUAGCAAGCAUGAAUCAUCCCCUUUGCCAAGCAGGGUCCAUCCUGGUUUGCAUUUGAAUGGGAGACCACAUAUGUGAGCACGGUAAAACAUUCCCCUUAGGGGAUGGGGCCAUUCUGGGAAGAACAUCUCUGCAUGUUUGCAUGCAGAAGGUUGCAGGUUCCCUCCCUGGCAUAUCCAAGAUAGGCCCGAGAGAGGCUCCUACCUGCAACCUUGGAGAAGCUGCAGCCAGUCUGUGUAGACCAGGGUUUCUAAACCUUGGGCCCCCAGAUGUUGAUGGACUACAACUCCCAUCAUUCCCAGCCACAAUGGACAUGUUUGGGGAUGAUGGGAGUUGCAGUCCAUCAACAUCUGGGGGCCCAAGAUUAAGAAACCCUGGUGUAGACAAUACUGAGCUAGAUGGGCCAAUGGUCUAACUCAGUAUAUGGCAGCUUCCUGUGUUCCAUUCUGUUCCUGUGCUUCCCUCAUAGUCCUCCCAUUCUAUUUCCCGAGCUUAUUUAGAGAGAAUUUUUUGCUUCAAACAGUAUUGCAGCAACUUAAUCAUUGCAUGUGUAGACUGGCAUACCACUGUUUUCUUCUUGCCUUCUGCAGAGGAGUGGAUAAUGAUGUGGGUAGUGCUACUGGCCUUUUCCACACCUUUCUGCUUCCAUGUUGCAUUAUCUGCCUGCUUUUCCACUAUCGCCUUCUGUGAGCCACAGGUCCUCCUAUAAUUAGUGUUCAUAGAAGUGCAAUAAAAAUACAGUUAUGAACACACUAAAGCAUAAUGGUGCAUAACCAACCAACCUUUGCAACAGUGGAACACUGCUUCAGGUUUUUGUUAGCUUUGGGAAAGCAUGGCUGAAAACAACAGUAGUAUCCAUCAUGAGUUAGUGAGGCAAUUUAGUCAUAUUGUUGGGCAAAAGCCAUGUUAGAAUUGAGGAAAGUGACAUUACACAAUGACAGUUGUGCAGAUGUGGCAAAAAACCAGAGUGAUGCUACUGCUCACCUGCAAAGCAUUGAAUAUGCCCACCAGUGCUAUACUCACCACCUAUGAAUUUGGAAUGUGAAUCAGGCAGCGGGAUGUUAACAUGAACGUUCAAUGUAUAAUUGCGCAUUUAUAAUUCUGCUUUCAAGUGAUUGUGAAAAACCAUUUAUUGUGUAGUGCUAAAGGCCCUAGUGUGGAAGUACUCAAUGAAGUCAUUCAUACAAUCAAAAGCUGUGUCCUACCCUGGUUUGGGAGCUGUGUGUGCUCACAGUUUUCGGUUGUGUGGAAGCAAGGAAGGAGGAAAGCCUGAGUAGCUUCUCCUCCUACCUUGCUUCCACACAAUCACUUCUAUCCAGGUUUUCCUUCUACUGUGCUUCCACACAACUGAAAAUUGGGAGCACACACAGCUCCCAAACCCGGGUAGAACACAGUUUUUGAUUGUGUGAAUGACCUCAAUGUCUGAUAGUUGUCAGCAAGUUUCAUUACAAAAAGGAAGGAAAUCAUUGCACUUUGUAUAAUCUCAUCAUUUGUUUAUCCAUAAUCCUUUGGAGUACAUAACACACUCUCAUUCUCCCUCUUUGUCUCAUGCAUGCAUGAAUACAUACAUUUUUAUACUAAGGUCAUUGUAAAGGGAUUAUUGGACAUUUGGAACGAACGUAAGAACAGCGCUGCUGGAUCAGGCCCAAGGCCCAUCUAGUCCAGCAUCCUGUUUCGCACAGUGGCCCACCAGGUGCCGAAUGAUUUGGAAGACCUUCUAAUCCUUUCACCUGGAAAUUUAAAAAAAUUAAUAGGAGAGAAAGAGAAACAAAUGGCAAAGCAUUUCCAAAAGAAAGUCACCUGCUUCCAAAGUGAAGCAGAAUGCAAAAUAAACGCCAACCUCGCCCAAAUGAAAGUGAGCAAUUUGUGUAUUAAGAUAACAGGGUUAUGAGGGUGGGGAGGGGGGGACCUUAGUAAAAUUUAAAAAAACAGCAAAAGGACUAACAAUAUCCCAUGUCCCACAGGUCCACUGAUAUUAAUUUCUUGCAGCUUUGUUUUUUUAAUUAUUGCUUCUAUUGUUAUAGAAGCAGGGUAACAGUAUCCAUGAUACAAUACACAUAGUAACUAAUGCAUAUCACUAAGCAACACUGCUGGAAAAUCCAUCACUAACAUUUCCAAAUGAUUAAUGGCUUCUGUUGUAGCUCAUGCUAAUCACAAACAUGCUUUAAGAGGACAUACAAUUCAACAAGACACAAUUCAACAAGAUCCAUCUCUUCACAAAAUGGGAGAGAUGGAAAAUGAAAACUAAGCUACACAUAAUAUUUCUGGUCUCUUUUUAAAAAGUCCCGUUUUCUACUUUUUUCAUGCAUUGUUCGUACUUAUGACAGUCUGACUCUUACAUUGCCCCAAGAACACUGUAUUUUGGGUAGAAACACUUUUGUUCUGGGAGGUGGGAGAACAUUUGAGAAGGGUAAUGAAGUCAGAUGGCCACUUUUUAGUCCUAGCAGUUCAUACACUUUCAAUUUUACUUGUGUGAGAAACUAAGUUUGAAGACCUGAAAGAACCCUCAAGAACGACACUGCAGGCAAGCUGUAAUGCCUGGAGGUAAAAGGAUGGUUGGUAAAACUAGAUUGCCGUUUGUAAUAUUAAAUCCUCAGAGAAACAGUCACCUUCUAAAAUUUACUUUUAAAUGCAAAUAAUGUAUUGUCAUUUAUGUCACCGCUUGUCAUGUGUUUUAACAACUUUUGUGUGAUGCACUUUACACUGUAAAUAAAGUUGCACCCACUUUGGUACCUGUAACACUAA
Messenger RNA from Hemicordylus capensis (graceful crag lizard), 16153 nucleotides. RefSeq names its product sushi, von Willebrand factor type A, EGF and pentraxin domain containing 1 (gene SVEP1). Lineage: Eukaryota; Metazoa; Chordata; Lepidosauria; Squamata; Cordylidae. The record is from RefSeq and is a predicted model, not a curated record. Gene Ontology annotation, molecular function: calcium ion binding. The transcript is spliced from 50 exons. Bases 428 to 11578 code for a protein of 3716 amino acids.